Terrapene triunguis (Three-toed box turtle) is the source of this 750-nucleotide messenger RNA. Its product is annotated as forkhead box protein L2-like. The transcript has a single exon. Gene Ontology annotation, molecular function: DNA-binding transcription factor activity, RNA polymerase II-specific; RNA polymerase II cis-regulatory region sequence-specific DNA binding. The record is from RefSeq and is a predicted model, not a curated record. NCBI's taxonomy places the organism in Eukaryota, Metazoa, Chordata, Testudines, Emydidae. Gene Ontology annotation, biological process: cell differentiation; regulation of transcription by RNA polymerase II; anatomical structure morphogenesis. The coding region runs from base 1 to 750 and encodes 249 amino acids.
AUGGAGGGCGCGGAGAGCGGGGCGCUGGGUCCCCAGCCGGAGCCGCCGGUGGGAGACGGGCAGGGCGCGGGGGAGGCGGCCCCGGAGCCCCCCGCCGCCCCCCAGAAGCCCCCUUACUCCUACGUGGCGCUGAUCGCCAUGGCCAUCCGGGAGAGCCCGGAGCAGCGGCUGCCGCUGAGCGGCAUCUACCGGUACAUCGUGGGGCGCUUCCCCUACUACCGGCUGGGCCAGAAGGGCUGGCAGAACAGCGUCCGCCACAACCUCAGCCUCAACGCCUGCUUCCUCAAGGUGCCCCGGGAGCGGGGCGCCGAGCGCAAGGGCAGCGACUGGACCCUGGACCCGGCCUUCCACGACAUGUUCCAGCCGGGCAACUACCGGCGCCGGCGGCGGGUCAAGAGACCCCAGCGGGCCCCCCUGGGGGCGCCCGGCCCGGCCCCCGCCUGCCUCACCUGCCAGGAGCUGCCCUACCACCUGCCCCACCAGAGCCCCCCGGCCGCCUACCUGGUGGGCAGCGCCUGGGCAUCCGCGGGGCAAGCCCCGCCGAGCUGCCCCCCGUGCACGGUGCCCCUGAGCGGCUACGGCCCCUACCCGCGGCUGCUGCUGCCCGGAGGGGGGGCGCAUCAGCCGCUGAGCCCUGCGACCGGGGGGGCCGGCUGCCCUUACCAGCAGCCCCCGGAGCUGCCCUUCAUGCGUUACUGGGGCGAGCAGGAGAGACCCUACGGCGCCUUGCCCGCCGGCAUAGACCUUUGA